Messenger RNA from Pistacia vera, 1522 nucleotides. Its product is annotated as squalene monooxygenase SE1-like. Gene Ontology annotation, cellular component: endoplasmic reticulum; membrane. Gene Ontology annotation, molecular function: flavin adenine dinucleotide binding; squalene monooxygenase activity. The transcript is spliced from 7 exons. The coding region runs from base 158 to 1522 and encodes 454 amino acids. NCBI's taxonomy places the organism in Eukaryota, Viridiplantae, Streptophyta, Magnoliopsida, Sapindales, Anacardiaceae. Gene Ontology annotation, biological process: sterol biosynthetic process. The record is from RefSeq and is a predicted model, not a curated record.
UAACCAAAUCCCAUUCAAAAACAAGCAUUAGCCAGCGAAGCAGACGACAAAACUAAUUUCACGCACACAGAGAGAACUCAUCGUCAUUGUCAUCCUCGUCGUUUUGGCUGUCUCUGCUACUGUUAUCUGUCGUUGAGGAUUUUGCAUUCGCUGUGAAAUGGCGGAUCAGUACACGUGGGGACUGAUCUUGGGGUCGGUGCUGGGCCUGGUCGCCUUGUAUAACUUGGGGCUCUUUACUUUGUAUAAUUUUGUUAUGAGAAAUAAGAGAGAUUCGUUGGAUACUAGAAAUGAUUUUUUGAAGAGCACCUCUGCUGUUAACGAAGAAUGCGGAUCCGAAAAUUUUACUGAUGCUGACGUCAUCAUAGUCGGUGCCGGCGUCGCUGGCGCCGCCCUGACUCACACUCUUGGCAAGGAUGGACGACGAGUGCAUGUGAUUGAAAGAGAUUUGUCAGAACCUGACCGAAUUGUUGGUGAAUUGCUACAGCCAGGGGGUUACCUCAAAUUAAUUGAAUUAGGACUUCAAGAUUGUUUGGAGGAAAUUGAUGCUCAGCGAGUUUUUGGUUAUGCUCUUUUCAAGGAUGGAAGAAGUACUCAAUUAUCAUAUCCAUUAGAAAAGUUUCACUCAGAUGUUGCAGGUAGAAGCUUUCACAAUGGGCGUUUCAUACAGAGGUUGAGGGCGAAAGCUGCAUCUCUUCCAAAUGUGCGAUUGGAGCAAGGAACGGUAACUUCACUGGUUGAAGAAAAAGGGACUAUUAAAGGCGUGCAGUACAAGACUAAAGGUGGCCAAGAAUUGACAGCUUAUGCUCCUCUGACAAUUGUUUGUGAUGGCUGCUUUUCAAACUUGCGUCGCUCCCUUUGCAACCCUAAGAUCGAUGUGCCAUCUUGUUUUGUUGGUUUGGUCCUAGAAGAUUGCGAACUUCCAUAUGCGAACCAUGGGCAUGUUAUAUUGGCAGACCCUUCCCCCAUUUUGUUUUAUCCUAUCAGUAGCAACGAGGUCCGUUGUCUGGUUGAUGUACCUGGUCAGAAGGUUCCUUCCAUUUCAAGUGGUGAAAUGGCAAACUAUUUGAAAACAGUGGUGGCUCCUCAGGUUCCCUCUGAAAUCUACAAAUCCUUUGUAGCUGCUAUAGACAAAGGAAACAUCAAGACUAUGCCAAAUAGAAGCAUGCCAGCUGCUCCCCAUCCUACUCCUGGAGCCCUUUUGAUGGGGGAUGCAUUCAACAUGCGCCAUCCUUUAACAGGGGGAGGAAUGACUGUUGCUCUGUCUGACAUUGUUGUCCUGCGUGACCUUCUCAAGCCUUUACGUGAUCUGAAUGAUGGAUCAGCACUCUGCAAUUACCUUGAAUGCUUUUACACCUUGCGUAAGCCAGUUGCAUCGACGAUCAAUACAUUGGCUGGUGCCUUGUACAAGGUGUUUUGUGCUUCCCCUGAUGAAGCAAGCAAGGAAAUGCGUGAAGCUUGCUUUGACUAUCUAAGUCUUGGAGGAAUAUGCUCAUCAGGACCAGUCUCUCUGCUCUCGGUCUAA